Molecule: messenger RNA, 2552 nt
Organism: Psammomys obesus (fat sand rat)
Lineage: Eukaryota; Metazoa; Chordata; Mammalia; Rodentia; Muridae
Gene: Tp73
Product: tumor protein p73
Exons: 11
Coding region: 22-1725 (567 amino acids)
Biological process (GO): apoptotic process; regulation of transcription by RNA polymerase II; protein tetramerization
Cellular component (GO): nucleus
Molecular function (GO): DNA-binding transcription factor activity, RNA polymerase II-specific; protein binding; RNA polymerase II cis-regulatory region sequence-specific DNA binding
Source: RefSeq, a predicted model, not a curated record
UUCAAUUUGCUCAGCAGCGCCAUGGACCAGAUGGGCAGCCGCGCGGCCCCAACCAGCCCCUACACCCCAGAGCACACUGCCAGUGCGCCCACCCACUCGCCCUACGCGCAGCCCAGCUCUACCUUCGACACCAUGUCUCCGGCGCCUGUCAUCCCUUCCAACACUGACUACCCUGGUCCCCACCACUUCGAGGUCACCUUCCAGCAGUCAAGCACAGCCAAGUCGGCCACCUGGACGUACUCCCCACUUCUGAAGAAGCUGUACUGCCAGAUUGCUAAGACAUGCCCCAUCCAGAUCAAGGUGUCCACACCGCCACCCCCAGGCACGGCCAUCCGGGCCAUGCCAGUCUACAAGAAGGCAGAGCACGUGACUGACAUCGUUAAGCGCUGCCCCAACCACGAGCUUGGCAGGGACUUCAAUGAAGGACAGUCUGCCCCGGCUAGCCAUCUGAUCCGUGUAGAAGGCAACAGCCUCUCCCAGUAUGUGGAUGACCCUGUCACCGGCAGGCAGAGUGUGGUUGUGCCCUACGAACCCCCACAGGUGGGAACAGAAUUCACCACCAUCCUGUACAACUUCAUGUGUAACAGCAGCUGCGUGGGGGGCAUGAAUCGGAGGCCCAUCCUCGUUAUCAUCACCCUGGAGACCCGGGAUGGACAGGUACUGGGCCGCCGGUCUUUCGAGGGUCGCAUCUGUGCCUGCCCUGGCCGUGACCGCAAAGCUGAUGAGGAUCACUACCGGGAGCAACAGGCCCUGAAUGAGAGUGCCACAAAGAAUGGGGCUGCCAGUAAACGUGCAUUCAAGCAGAGCCCCCCUGCCAUCCCUGCCCUGGGUACCAAUGUGAAAAAGAGGCGACAUGGGGAUGAGGACACAUUCUACAUGCAUGUGCGAGGCCGGGAGAACUUUGAGAUCUUGAUGAAAGUCAAGGAGAGUCUGGAACUGAUGGAGCUUGUGCCACAGCCUCUGGUCGACUCCUAUAGGCAGCAGCAGCAGCAGCUCCUGCAGAGGCCGAGUCACCUGCAGCCUCCAUCCUACGGGCCUGUCCUCUCCCCGAUGAACAAGGUACACAGUGGCGUCAACAAGCUGCCUUCCGUCAACCAGCUGGUGGGCCAGCCUCCCCCACACAGCUCGGCAGCUGGGCCCAACCUGGGGCCCAUGGGCUCCGGAAUGCUCAACAGCCACAGCCACGGCAUGCCGGCCAAUGGCGAGAUGAACGGAGGCCACAGCUCCCAGACCAUGGUUUCAGGAUCUCACUGCACCCCGCCACCCCCUUAUCCUGCAGAUCCCAGCCUUGUCAGCUUUUUAACAGGACUGGGGUGUCCGAACUGUAUUGAGUGUUUCACCUCCCAGGGGCUGCAGAGCGUCUACCACCUGCAGAACCUCACCAUAGAGGACCUCGGGGCCCUGAAGAUCCCUGACCAGUACCGAAUGACCAUCUGGAGGGGCCUGCAGGACCUGAAGCAGAGCCAUGACUGCGGUCAGCAGCUGCUGCGCUCCAGCAGCAACUCAGCCACCAUCUCCAUCGGUGGCUCUGGCGAGCUGCAGCGACAGCGGGUCAUGGAAGCCGUGCACUUCCGCGUGCGUCACACCAUCACCAUCCCCAACCGCGGAGGCCCGGGUGGAGUGACAGGCCCUGACGAGUGGGCAGACUUUGGCUUUGACCUGCCUGACUGCAAGUCUCGUAAGCAACCCAUCAAAGAGGAGUUCACAGAGACAGAGAGCCACUGAGGAGCGUGCCUUCUCCUCCCUUCCUCCGUGAGAAACUGUCCUGGGGAGGCUGUGCCCACAGACGCAGCCAGGGCCUCCUGCCGAUGGGAUGUGGCUCAUGAACAAACUGCCCUACCUACGUGUCCAUGGGGCCUGGCUGUGGGCCAAAGGCUGAGACAGGGGCUGCCCUUUUGUGGGUGGGUGUGUCAGUCCCCAUCCUCUACUCCCCUUCUUUCUUGAGGACUCUGCCACCUCCAGGACAGAGCGAGAUCCCUCUCUCACUUAGCCACCUCCGGUUCCCGAGAGCUGCGGGCAGCUGGGCCACCGUGUCUUCUGCACCAUCUGCAGGCUGAUUCCACUGUCUUGAAGGUGAAGUCAGUCAGAGCCAGAUGUCCUCUGUAGGAUGUGGAGAAGGCUCUGUCCCUGUGCCAUUCUGCUGUUCCUGAUGAGAACAGGUCAGAGUCUCAGGUGCUGGGGUUGGGGGAGACCGGCAGAGCAGAGGGAACGUCUGCCAUCAGCCUCCACCCAGCACCCCAAACAUGCUGGCCACAGCUGCCUCCAGGGACCCCUCUGGGCAUUCAGAGGGACCGAGUGAGACUCAGACUGUUGAGAAUUAAAUUGUCAAUAUUUGAUAAAACGUUACUCUUUCUACUUGGUGGGUCGGCUUGCUUUUUUCCUCCUCUAACUUUCCCAGCAUUCCUCUCUGAGAACUUAGUGUAUCACUGGCUUUUCCAUCCACACUUGUCAACAAGUCUGAGAAAAGUGUCAAGCCAGGGAGGGCUGGAUGCAGACAAGCCUUAGAGAGUGCAGGCAUGGGAAGGCAGGCCGUAGCCCAGCUGGGACAGGAA